Austrofundulus limnaeus is the source of this 776-nucleotide messenger RNA. RefSeq names its product plasminogen. Lineage: Eukaryota; Metazoa; Chordata; Actinopteri; Cyprinodontiformes; Rivulidae. The record is from RefSeq and is a predicted model, not a curated record. Gene Ontology annotation, molecular function: signaling receptor binding; endopeptidase activity. Bases 82 to 717 code for a protein of 211 amino acids. The transcript is spliced from 6 exons.
CACACGCUAUAAGGACCUGAUUAAUAAACCUGCAGGGACAUCUGGGUGUUGAUGAUGAGCUGCUAGACCAGGACCCUCAACAUGGACCUGUACAAAGCAGCAUUUCUCCUGGGAGCCUUCAUCAGYGCUGUCUGCGGCACUGAUGUGGACGGUUACUCUAAAACUGAAGGAGCGUGGGUUCUGUCGCUCCAAAAGAGAAUGUACACAGUCAACACUUUGACCGAAUGUGCCACCAAAUGUGACAAAGAAACAUCUUUCACCUGCAAGGCUUUUGUUUAUGUCGAAAAGGAUCAGGAGUGUUGGACAGCUGCAGCAAACUCCAAAACAGAGGUCGUCCUGCGCCGACCGAGCUCAGYUUUAUAUGAAAAAAAAAAGUUCCUCCUGGAGUGUGCAGAUGGAAUAGGAACAGAGUACAGAGGAACAAAAAGCAGAACUAAAUCAGGAAAGCUGUGCCAAAGAUGGGAUGCAAAAUCCCCCCACAGACCCAACUACACACCACAGAACGCUCCCCAGGCAGAUCUGGAGAUGAACUUUUGCAGGAACCCUGACAGCGACAGUAACGGACCCUGGUGUUACACCACCGACCCAGACACACGCUGGGAGUCCUGCAGUGUACCCAGCUGUACCGUGGCGGAUCUAGAAAAGUUUCCAUGGGGAGGGGGGCAAAGGGGAGGCAAAAGCUCUAGGCAGGAUAGCAAUGCAGGAUCACUUCACUGAAGUACUGUACAAAAGAAAUUUCCUAUAUCUAAAUAGAGUCAACAAAACAUCCAUGAAAA